AAAAAAAAAUCAGGUUGCCAGGGAGACAAGUGGAACUCGGCAGUGGAUCCCAGGGCAUCAGCAGAAAAAAUUUCCAUGGUGCCAUUUCGGUUUUCCAUGCAUACAUGGUUGUCAUCAUAUCGGCCCUCUUUCCAUGAAACCAAGCGCUCGUGGUGGCAUGCUGCAUCUCUUCCUGGCUCCCCUGUACUCCCUUUCAUCUUUUCAAUAGCCUAUUUAAUUUUCGUGCUUGUGACAACCAUGAUAUUCGAGCAAGGAAAGUUUGAGGUCAUAAUGUACUCAAUAGACAUGGUUGUGUCACUAUCCACAUUCUGUGUUGGCCUGUGGCUUUCACGCCGCCGCUCAUACCUGCUCAAGAUGCCCGUGCGAAUCAUGAUAGUUCGUAGCACCAUUGAAAUCACUGCGUCCACCACCAGCCCAACAACCGAGGCCGGGUGCCGCGUGCUUCCUGUUCAUCAGCCUCUGCUUUGCAAUGCUGCCGGCCUACCUGUGUCUAACUUCUGCCUGAUAUACCUCCAGAUCUCGCUGCUGCACCGGCGGCUGGCGACCCGCAGAUGGCCAAAAAUUCCUUGCUGGCAGGCCUUGAAUCGUUCUGCGCCUAUCGACACAGUACCGAACGCGCGCCUGUAUGCGUUCAAAUGGUUUGUGUUCAACAUCUGGGUUCUCAGCAUGCUGGUCUCGGUAAUACACAUCCACAGGUCGUCGUCCGGACUCAGAGACCACACAACCGAGUCGUCGUCCAACCCGAGCUCCGGAACCAGACGCCAAGCGCGGCUGACGAACCGGAUACUUCUCUCAGUCGUCUGGUUCCCGCUGGUGCCAAUUGUCUCGAUGUACUUUAAUAUCAUCCACAACACCCUGCGGUAUGUGUACCAGCGCGAGUUUCCGGGCGUCGACAGGGCGGACACAGUGCUCCAGUUCCUGCAGGCGCUGUUUGUGGCAUUGGCGUUUUUCGUCAGUCCGCCUGUGCGCAGGGCGCUGGAGGAGCUGACCCACCGUGAGGAGAAUCCGGAGCGGUCCGGAUAUCUGCAAAUGCCCAUUGACCAGACCUCGCUGUCGUCGGUACGCUACGACUGAACACGCAAACAGUCUGUGACUACUGUAAUUCAUACCCUCCCUUACCAAACCUCCUGCUAGAUCGUCUUCCCUCGUCUUCUAUUCGUCGUAUGUGCAUCGUAAAAUUGCUUAGUCUAAUGAAG
This is a messenger RNA of Linderina pennispora, 1196 nucleotides long. RefSeq lists its product as uncharacterized. Bases 238 to 1074 code for a protein of 278 amino acids. NCBI's taxonomy places the organism in Eukaryota, Fungi, Kickxellomycota, Kickxellomycetes, Kickxellales, Kickxellaceae. The record is from RefSeq and is a predicted model, not a curated record. The transcript is spliced from 5 exons.